GAUCCAGUGAUCGCGAGCAAUGCGAUUCUGAACUGCAAUCGGAUCGAAUCUCAAUCGCAGUUCCGCUGAUAACCGACUGUCAGUCAAACUCAAGUGUCGUGUGCGAAAGAAUUUAAAACUGAAUAAAAAUCUCAAGCUUCAAAAAGAGCUCUUCAACCAAAAGACAAGUGAUACGAGUGCCAGGCCAAUACCAAAAUGCAGUUGCUUAAUUUGGUCUGCCUCAAGCAAAAGGUGGCGCACAUCGCCAACAGCAGCAACAACAACAACAAGAACUAUAAAGAAUCCAAGGAGUCAGAUCCCAAGGAUACAGGAGUUUUCGGUUGUUUUUCCAAGAAGGAGGAUCACCAAGAGAAUCCCGCCAAAAAUAAUCAGACCUCUUCAGAUCCGCGAGAAGUUUUCAAAUCCGGAUCGUAUAAAGUGCAGCAAACGGAGCAGGAGCAGCAGAGGAACCUAGAGGCAUCCCCUUCCGUUUACCGCCACCACGACGAGGAGUUUCAUCCGAUCAGAAAGGAGGAGGAGUUAGAGAAAACACCACCGAUCUCCAAACAACCCAGACCGCGGAGCACCCAGAGAUCGCAAAGCCAGCCGGCGAUAGCCCAGAAACCGAACAACCAACGACGUCCAGGAACUUGCACCACCUCUGAAAACGGAACCGCAACCAGGAGCAUGACCUCCAUACCCGCCAACCUGUCCAGCAAUAACGUUGCUGGAGCAGCAAACCUCGCCGGAGCAGCCGCUCCGCCAGAGAAGCAGCCGUGGCCCAACUCGAAGGAUGAUUACGAGCUGAGGGAUGUCAUUGGCGUGGGAGCCACAGCCGUGGUACACGGGGCCUACUGCAUUCCCCGGAACGAGAAGUGCGCCAUCAAGCGCAUCAACCUGGAGAAGUGGAACACCUCCAUGGACGAGCUGCUCAAGGAAAUCCAGGCCAUGUCCUCGUGCAACCACGAGAAUGUGGUGACCUAUCACACGUCGUUCGUGGUGAGAGAGGAACUCUGGCUGGUCCUGAGGCUCCUGGAGGGCGGAUCGCUGCUGGACAUCAUCAAACACAAGAUGCGCACGGCCAACUGCAAGCAGGGAGUCUUCGACGAGGCCACCAUAGCCACUGUCCUCAAGGAGGUCCUCAAGGGCCUGGAGUACUUCCAUUCGAAUGGGCAGAUCCACCGCGACAUCAAGGCGGGAAACAUUCUGAUCGGCGAUGAUGGCACCAUCCAGAUUGCCGACUUCGGAGUCAGUGCUUGGCUUGCCACUGGACGGGAUCUGUCGCGUCAGAAGGUGCGUCACACCUUCGUGGGCACACCGUGCUGGAUGGCACCGGAGGUGAUGGAACAGGAUCAUGGCUACGAUUUCAAGGCGGACAUUUGGUCGUUCGGCAUAACAGCCAUAGAAAUGGCAACUGGAACAGCACCCUACCACAAGUACCCGCCCAUGAAGGUGCUCAUGCUCACGCUCCAGAACGAUCCGCCCACCCUGGACACCGGGGCGGAUGACAAGGAUCAGUAUAAGGCCUACGGCAAGACAUUCCGCAAGAUGAUCGUCGAGUGCUUGCAGAAGGAGCCCUCCAAGAGGCCCACGGCGAGUGAGCUGCUGAAGCACGCCUUCUUCAAGAAGGCCAAGGACCGCAAGUAUCUCACCCAGACGUUGCUCCAAUCCGGUCCCAGCAUGGAGACGCGGGUGCACAAGGCCGCCAAGAGGCAGCCCGGCGCUUCGGGAAGGUUGCACCGCACCGUCACCGGAGAAUGGGUGUGGUCCAGCGAGGAAGAGGAUAAUGGUGGCUCUGCCGGCGGCUCUGGAUCCGGAGGUGGCCGUAAGCAGCCAUCGUCCGACUCGGAUUCGGAGGACAGGCCGAUGAAUCGUUUGGAGAGGGCCGAUUCCUCCGACAGCGAUCGGGAUGAGCCUUCGCCGGAGGUGACACACAGUGUUUCCUCGGCAACCGUUACGCCUGGAACCAUUCCGGCAGGUGGAGCAGCCCAGGAAAUCACAGCUGGUCUGUCCCAGCUCCCCUUACCCAGCGACGCAUCCGCCGAGGCGCCUCCUGUCAACCUCGUCCUGCGGAUGCGCAACUUGCGGCGGGAACUCCACGACAUACGCUUCGAAUUCGUCGUGGGCAAGGAUUCCGCUGAGGGCAUUGCCACGGAACUGGUGGACGCCGGGCUGGUGGAUGCUCUGGACACGCAGCCGAUGGCGCAGCACCUGGAUCAGCUAAUCGCCGCCAGUGCCACGAUGAAAACAAUCACUUUCCAAUUGAGCUCCGGCGUGCAGCCGGGCGAGGUGCCCGACGAACGGUCCCUGGUGGGCUAUGCGCAGAUUUCCAUCACGGACUAGUUGGUAGCCCUGGAUCCUGGAUCAUCAUCACACCAUCAGCACCGCCACCUCCACUUCCACCAACAUGAAGCCAGCACUGCACCCCCAAAUAAAAGCCAGUCUGAUGAUACGUAAGGCCAGAAGGAGUCGGGGACGCGGACCGAGAUCCGUAGGCCCCUCUGGAGAGCCGUUGCCGUUUGCUGCUUUUAGCAUCUAGACUAGAACUAACUGUAUAUGCUAGUGAUAGAUCUUAACGCCAGCCGAUCGUUUACUUUAGUGAAAGUAUCUAUAUCUAUACACACACAUAUAUGUUUAGUAGGAUGGGUCGAGUUCGGAUGGGAUCGUAAGCUAUAGGUAUAGUCUUUAGUUUAAAUCCUCAAGGAGCGAAUGGGAAUUCCCCAAGUUUUAAUUGUUUUAAAUUGAAAGCACUUUCAAUAAAAAUUAAUGUUAAAGAAUACUAAAGUAAGCAAGCGAGAAUGCCAGUUGAAUUUUUUCAUUGAAUUUUUUGAGUAUUUUUUUCUGUUUAUUUGGCUUAGAAGUCGACCCGUCCCCAAGCUUAAUAUAUGCCCUACUAUAUAAAUCCUUUGCGCAUUGUAAUUACUCCAUGUGCCCCACUUCCGGUUCCCUUUACGGCCCCCUCGCCCCGCUAAAAUAGCUAAAAUAAUUGAAAAAUCGUGUACUUACUCGUUUUCGUUUCGUUUGACUCUAAGUAGCUCUGUACAUACACCACAUACUAUACGUAUAUAUCUUAUAUAUAGCUUCUGUUUUUAAUGAGCCCACUGAAGUCAGUAGAUCCUGAUGCAGUCCUGCCUCUAUAUCAUGUAUCCCGCAAGGCGCCUCUUAUUUAUUCUCUAGCUAUCUUAAUUGCUAAUUUGUAAAGACUAGCGGCUAAGUUUUGUUUUUUUGUUUUACUAUUAUUUAACAUUUUACCUUAUAUUUCAUAAUUAUGCUCUUUGAAAAAAAUAUGUAUGAGUUUUUCCAAGAAGCUGCAAGGAUGUAAAGUUUAAGAGAGGAGGCCAGUUUACCUUUAGAAGAAAGUAAGAGAAUCGAGAGAAAACGUAGAAUUAAAGCAAGUUGUGUAACUACCUUGAAAUAAAUCGUAAACCAAUUACUUUAAAAAAAUGAAACCUAAAAAAAAAGAACUAAAAAAAGAAAUUCAAUUAUGUGUUUUUAUUGGCUGAUUAAUGAUGGAAAUGGAAUUAAGAAUUGGGUGACAAGUAAAGUUAAUUUUUAUUAUAUCUUGUAAACAUUAUAAUAUUCUGAAGUAAACAAGCAAUGCUCAUAUUAAAGUUGGAGGAUUAUUUCUUAUUGUCCAAAAUACCUUUAAAAAGAUAAAAAGUUUAAUUUUAAAAAUGGCCUAAAAAUCUAAUAAGAGUCUUAGAAUAAUGGGACAGUAAACCCUCAAAUGUGUAAACUAUUCCCCUCAGCUCACGUAAAUAAGAAGCCUGUAAUUUUUAGACAUUUUAAUUAAAUUGUUGGGCUGCCAUGAGACAUUCUACCUGUAAUACUCGUACAGUAAAUCUGUUUUAAAUGCAAAAGACCUCUUAGACACGUAGUCCUAACAAUUAAACGUUUAUUGAAUAGAGUCCUAGCCACGAUCGACUGUUAUCAACUGUAUACGAGGAACUUGAAUUUCAAAUAAAAAUUGCAUUUGGCUCUUAAUGAAUAUUUUUUGUAAAGUAAGGGGGCUAGGAUCGGGGGAUCUAGGAUUUUUCUGUCAAGUUAUCACCUUCGAUUCUCUGCU
Molecule: messenger RNA, 4045 nt
Organism: Drosophila bipectinata
Lineage: Eukaryota; Metazoa; Arthropoda; Insecta; Diptera; Drosophilidae
Product: E3 ubiquitin-protein ligase RNF181 homolog
Biological process (GO): protein export from nucleus; protein ubiquitination; protein phosphorylation
Cellular component (GO): serine/threonine protein kinase complex; cytoplasm
Molecular function (GO): ubiquitin protein ligase activity; protein serine/threonine kinase activator activity; ATP binding
Source: RefSeq, a predicted model, not a curated record